Messenger RNA from Telopea speciosissima, 1545 nucleotides. Its product is annotated as protein MLP1 homolog. NCBI's taxonomy places the organism in Eukaryota, Viridiplantae, Streptophyta, Magnoliopsida, Proteales, Proteaceae. Bases 207 to 1415 code for a protein of 402 amino acids. The record is from RefSeq and is a predicted model, not a curated record. The transcript is spliced from 9 exons.
UUUCCAUUCUCGACGUUAGUUUUAUUUUCAAAGCAAAAACCUUCAGAAACCUUAAAAUUGGAAGCUAAAUCGUCGGAGAUCGACUACUUUGGAUCUGCAGGUGAACUGGAUAGAGAUAUUGUCUUGGAAGCCAGGGAACUGUUCGAUUAGGCGUAUUUUUUAUUCCUUAAUAAACUGAUUCUAUCCCUAAGAAUUUGAGCUAACUAAUGGACGAGGAUAAAAAGAAGAAGAAGAACAAGAAAAAGAAAAGCAGGCAAACUAAAGCUGCUGAAGAUGUGUCGGAUGGUGUUGGAGCAACAACUUCUCUGGAGCAUAAUAAUGUAGGUUCUAUCGAACAGAACCACUGCAACCUAGUUUCUGGGAAUGUGGACAUUCAAACGCCUGGAGUGGUGGAAACAAAUGUAAGCUUGGACAGACAUCAUAAUGAUGGUGCGAUAAGAGCUAGUCUAGACGAGAAAAUCAGACAAUUGCAAAGUGAAAAUGAUUCCUUCAUCCAAAGGGAGGCUGGUUUGGAGAAGAAAAUCAUAAACUUGCAGAAUGAAAAAGAUUCAUGGCUCCAGAAGGAGGUUAGUUUGGAGGAGAAAAUCGAACAGUUAUCAGAUGAGAAAGCCGCUUGGACUCUAAAAGCGAAUUCUAUGAAGGGAAUGUUUGAUAGACUGAAUGAAGAGACCACACGGCUACAGGCACAGGUGAAGGAGUUGGAAGAGUCUAGGGCUAGUCUUGUACAUGAAAAGCAGCAUUUGAUGGAAACUGUCUCUUCUCUUCAGUCACAGCUUCAGCACCUUGAAAGGGAGACUUCAUUUUCUGCAUCCUCAAAUAUAGAUAUGACAAAGCAUGUAUCUGAACAUGAGGAUUUGAAUGCUCAGAUAGAAGCAGGACAUGUACUAGUUGAGAAACUGAUUGCUGAAAAUGCACAACUUGUUGAAAAGGUGAAUGAACUGUACAUUGAGCUUGAUCGACAGAGUAUAAGAGCUGCACAUUCUUCAACAGCUGGAUUUGAUCCAGCUGUAAUGACAGGAACUGCAAUCAGUGCAGAAAAAGUUUCGGAGUUCAGUGAGAAGAUGUCUGCAUCAGGUGAGAAUAUGGAAUCCUUUGAAACUAUUCAAAUGGGAGACAGGAUAAGCAGCACCAACAAUCCAGAUACAGGCAUCAGUGCCAUCACUUCAAUCCAGAUAGAAGAAUACCCUGCAUCGUUUGAAGCUGGCGGGUCUGAAGAAAUUGUGCAGGUUCCAUUGGAUGACAGUGAAGUUCAGGAGAAUGAGUCACCAGCAGCCUUGGCAUCUGAAGAAAAUGUUACCCUGCCAUUAUCGGAUGCACCACUAAUUGGGGCUCCUUUCCGGCUGUUUUCUUUUGUUGCGAAAUAUGUCAGUGGUGCUGAUUUAGUUAACCAGAACACUUCAAGUUCCAGUAGGUAGGAUGAAUUAUGAUUUUUUUUUCUUUCAAGUUUUUGUUAUUUUUAUUACCUUUGAUUUAAUCUCCAAUCCUUUCCCAACUUUUAACAGAUUAAAGAAUGUAAAGACUGAAGAAAAGUUACUUCAUUGGAGA